UUCCCUUUUGACAAUUUCACGUACUGUUUAACUCUCUUUCCAAAGUGCUUUUCAUCUUUCCCUCACGGUACUUGUUCGCUAUCGGUCUCUCCCCAAUAUUUAGCUUUAGAUGGAAUUUACCACCCAUUUGGAGCUGCAUUCCCAAACAACUCGACUCGUCGAAGAUGUAUCACAAAGCCUUGGGCGUCCACAUCAAGUACGGGGUUAUCACCCUCUAUGACACUCCUUUCCAGGAGACUUGUACGUGGUCCAACGCGGAAAACAUCUCUCGAAAUUACAAUGCGGACCGUGAGGCCAGCUUUCAAAUUUGAGCUCAUCCCGCUUCACUCGCCGUUACUAGGGGAAUCCUUGUUAGUUUCUUUUCCUCCGCUUAUUGAUAUGCUUAAGUUCAGCGGGUAG
Acaromyces ingoldii is the source of this 399-nucleotide messenger RNA. RefSeq lists its product as hypothetical. The record is from RefSeq and is a predicted model, not a curated record. Gene Ontology annotation, biological process: regulation of cellular respiration. The annotation marks the transcript as partial. NCBI's taxonomy places the organism in Eukaryota, Fungi, Basidiomycota, Exobasidiomycetes, Exobasidiales, Cryptobasidiaceae. The transcript has a single exon.